UUCUAUCGUUGAAAAAGGAUGAAGAACCACUUUCCCUUGUCGGCGCAUGGUUCAGCUUGGAGUCUCGGUCCAAUCCAAAGUCUCUGUACACAGAAAACUUGGUCCGGUUCAUCCCAAGAUCAAAAAAGUGUAAAUAUAAACUUGGUCUGGUUCACAUGGCAGAGGGACGUCGUGUGAAUUCAAAGCACAUGAAGAAGAAGAAAUGGAAUGGAUUGGAAAAAGGAAUAGUACGUAGUAGCUCCUUUUAAACCACCCGGUUUGAAAUCAACUGGAUUUUGUCAGCAAACUUCCUUUCUUCCUUCCCAGUUAAUUACAAAGUUAACUAAUGGAUCAUCCGCAUAAUUACGGUUCCAGCAACUCCAAACGCAGUUACACAGAGAUUGCGGCGGCGGCCACGGCCGGAGACGAUUGCCCACAACCGCAACUGAUACCUCUGCCCCUGCCGGUGCAGCAAAAACUGAACAGCAUAUGUGAGGAGAAAGAGCAGCCGCAGCCGGACGCCGCGUUGAGAAGGAGGCUGGGUUUGCUGGGGGAGGAGAAGGCACUCGAACUCCUCGGCGAAAUUUACAAUAGUAAAAAACAGAUCAAAACCCUCAGUGGAUACAUCUGGUUCUUGCUGCGCGAAAAGUACCAAUGUACCCCUCGUUCUCGUUCUCCUUCCCCUUCCCCUACCAAGUCUGGCCCUGCUGCUUCUCCGCCUCUUCACAGCCCGUCUUCUGCUUCCCAAAUCACUCCUGGUCGUCAAGGGAGUACUAGUGGAGGACAGAAGCAAUUAAAUUCCUAUUUCUCUCCAUCACCUUUGAAAUCUGCACGUACAUCCCUUUUCGAGGCCCAUCAUCUUCUCUUCCUAUCAGUCCUGUUCAUGAAGGAGAUACCACAGACAAUCAAUACUUUCAAUCUAGCAGAGCUUCAAACGUAAAUGCAACUGCAAAGGUGUCAAAUUACAAAAGUAGUUUGGAAAUGGUGGGUUGCAGAUGUUUAAAGUCUUUUUGUGUUGUGAGUUUAGUGUCAUUGUCUUCUGCUUUUCUACCACCUUAUACAAAUUUUCCCUUUGGUUCAAACAUCUUCCUUUCGAAGUAAUUAUCUCUCCUCCUAGUUGUUGAUGUGACUACUGACAAGAGAUUGGGCCUCGAACAGGGCCAAUGUUACCCCGUUUAAAUGUAAUUAAGCAAUUUAAUUUUGGCUUAAUUAUAUAAAAACCUUUCACCUUCGGCUUGUCAGGAAGGGGGUUACAACCAUUAAAUGACCGUUACUAGCAUAAACUCUUCCUCUAAUCCACUUACUCUAACGGGCAAAUUUUAAAGGAUAUAAAAGCGAACGCGUUGUCAAUUUUCACUUCACCUUCAAUUUCCAGAAUACUUUUAAGUCUUCAAAAGAUCGAUAAUUUCAUCUUGCGAAAACUGAAUUCAACUCUCCAUUCCUGAAAAUUUCAAACUCUCAAUCAAUUCAUCCAUGCGGACUUCAACAGCUUCUCGUCAUGAGUUUGUUGAAGGUCUUACCAGCCUUAGAACUCGAUUGAACACUCUACAAAGUGCGAGGUGGUCUGAAUCUUCCAGUCUACUUUCACCAUAGGAAUCCUACUAUUUGGGCCUUGUGUGGUACCAAGAAGUGUCAGACGUAGUUGAGAACAAUAUGCCCCCAGCCACCUAGCUCUCUCAUUCUCCUUAUUCUAAUUUGAAGGGAAUUUGCCCAACCAGGUGGAGUAACGGUUCUAGAGGUUUCCCGACCUCUCAUGAUUUUGGCCAUGGCUCAGCUGUUUGGUAUGUGGCCAUGAGGUAGGUGUUUUGACGUCUCAAAGGAUUAGUCGUCUCACUGGGACUUGUAGUCGAAGAAGAAGAAAGGAGAAGUUGAGGCCACUCUACCACCAGUGAAGAUUAAGUAUCUAUCUUCAGAGUUUCAGGCUUGUGCGACCUACUACUUAACUUUCUUAGCUAUUUUAAAAGCAAGUAUGGUCCCUCAUCCCUCUCUACCAAUAGAGAUCAAGAGCACAUGGACUUCUUACUCUAUUAGAUGAAUAAGUUCAUGUUCCCCAACCCUUUAGAGGGUAUGGAAGUUAGUGGAUCCCUCUCGCUGUAGCCUUGAAUCAAUAUGAUGAUAUUGAGGCCACGUUUGGCACUGAUGGUGAAGAGGCCGAGGACGAGCUACAAAUGUUCCUCAAGCAACCUGUCAGGUGCUAGUUCUCGGGCUCGGGCAACUUCUCCUACCUCUUCAUCUUCAUCAGAGAGCCUCAGAUAGAGGAGAACUAAGGCUAGGCACAAAAAUCUUGCCUCAGAGGCUUCCUAUACUUCAACCAGAAAUAGGACUAGGCUCAAUACUGGUCUCAAAAUAGGUAAAGCUUCUGGGAUAGUUGGUAGGAAGAAGAAGAGAGCAGCCAAUAAGUGACUAAAUGCUUUUUGAUGAAUUGUUAACCCAAAUUCCUCAAAUUUGUUGGUUUAUAUAACUUACUGAUGAAUUCUAACACAAGAUUGUCCGAAUUCAACUAGAAAAAUGAUUAGGCCCGAGACUAGUCUCAAAAUAGGUGAAGCUUUUGGGACAGUUGGUAGGAAGAAGCAAAGAGCAGCAGUAAGUGACUAAUCUCUUUUUUAUGAGUUGUUAACCCGAAUUUCUCAGAUUUGCUGGUUUUUGUAACCUACUAAAGAAUUCUGACAUAGGAUUGCCCGAAUUCAAAAAGACUGGAUCUCUUUCCUCACAAAUAAGCCAAAGAAGUUUAAUAGUAUCUGGUGGUGAUGAUGAGAUGACAAUAUAGUGCUAGCAGAAGUACCACAUCUUAUCAAGUCCACUGAGGUUAUAAGGCCUUCUAGGAAAGCCCCUCUCAAUUUUGAGAAUCUUUGAUUGAUCUGACAUCAAAGUUAAUGUCUUUCUCAUAAGAAGAUUAUGGAGCUAAGAUUGAAAGGUCUGUGAUACACAAAUCACAUGGGGAAGGUUUUUCAGUUCCUUCCACAAAGGCAGUUUCUAGUGCCUUAUUUGUAAAGAAAAUCACCACAGUGCCCGACACUCUUCCAACUACAAUAUCUACUUCAAAGGUGGUGAGUUUUCAUCAAACUUACCGGAGAAAACCACAAUAAAAAUAUUGUUGCUACUGAACAAAAGAAUCAAGUCAUGGAUGAACCUCUCCAAGAUAUCCCUUAUCCUUAUGAGGUUGGGAGUUCAGGAGUCCAUCCCUCAGGUCCUUCUGGUGCUGAUGCAGAGCCUAAGAUGUCAGCGGAGUCUUUCACUUUCCCUUUAGGCAACAACUCUCCUUCAUCUCAUGUCGUCGAGCAAUCAAAGGUUGUUUUGAUAGAGGCUGACAAUGUUACAGUGCCUGUAGAGGUAGCAACAAUUUCCAAACAGGAUUCAGCAGCUUCAUCUUUACCAGCUACUCAUGAAGAGGCCUCUCUAACUAUCAACCUUCCCCAUACCCCAGCAAUUGGAGUAGGGGAUAUUGACAGUUCGUCAGGGGAGAAAGAGAAGGCCCCUAGCUCGACAAAAGAAGCUCACAACACAUAUUUCCUUGUUCCUCAUUCUGUGCCUGAUGCUAGCAAGGAAAGGCCUAGCACACCCUCUCAGAGCAACAGGCAAAAAGAAAAGGCUUCUUCCUCAUCUUCCAACUUACCAGAGCAGCCAACUCCUCUAGCUGUGGUUUAUCCCAACAUAUCCCUCUAUGAGGUCUUGCUCGAACUUCAGAAACUCAAGCAAAAGGUUGACUCCCCGUGCCAGAAGCCAUCAGUUCAACAAGCUCAAUAUCUAAAACAAUCCUUCAAAGACUGGUUGGAAGGUGGUUUUGAUGUCAACUUCCAACACGACAUGCUUAAUCAAGUUGAGAGUACACUUGAGAAGCUGUAUGAGCUUAAUGAGAUCACCAAAGAGCAAUUCCAGACCUUUAAAUACUUCUUCCAGCUUCUAAAGCAGUUGCAGGAACAAUACUUCCAAGCUGCCAAAGAGGCUGAACAUAUGCAACAAAUGAAACUCCAACACUCUGAGUUCUCUACUCUUUUGAAAUCUGUUAUUGGAGAAGGAACCAAAAUUGGGGAUAGUAUUUCUGUAGUGGACCAACAAAUUCAGCAACUAGAGCAAGAGUUGGCCAAACUGAAAGCUGAGAAAGCUAGCUUGGCUAGUGAACUUGCUGUGAAAGUGGUUGAGGCCCGAAGUGCAAGUCAACAAGUAGAUAUUUUGGAUGCUCAGUUGGUCAAGAGCAACAUUGCAGUUGAAGAGCCUGAGAGGCUGGAGAUUGACAUGAAGACUGUAUAUGCUAGGAUUGUUGCCCUAGCUAAGGAUGCUCAUUUGUAAUUUCUGUUCAUCUCUGUUUAUUUUCUUUUGUUAUUUCAGUUUUUGUAAAGCCACUUGCUGGCUAUCAGUACUUUUAUUAGUAAAAGUUCGCCUUUCUAAA
Molecule: messenger RNA, 4366 nt
Organism: Pyrus x bretschneideri (Chinese white pear)
Lineage: Eukaryota; Viridiplantae; Streptophyta; Magnoliopsida; Rosales; Rosaceae
Exons: 6
Coding region: 3100-4266 (388 amino acids)
Source: RefSeq, a predicted model, not a curated record